AUGGCAUCACUCCUCAGACCGACCCGCCAGCUGCCCAGGCUGCUUGUCACUCGCAGCAGCGGCAGCAGACUCCAGCCAGCUUGCACCUCCUCCGCCCUUCCCCGCCGAUUCUCAUCGACGACCGCUGGCUCCCAGGCCGAGACUCAGGAUGCGCCCGCCGGACAGACUGCGAAUCCCCAAGCCUCGCCAUCGGACCCGAACACAUCGGCCAAGAAGGCCCAGUCGGUCGAAGACCAGUUAGCUCAGAAGGAUGCACAGCUAAGCGAAUACAAGGAUCUGUACAUCCGGGCCCGAGCGGAUUACGAGAACCUGCAAAAGAUCACGACGCGAGAGAAGACGCAAGCGAAGGAGUAUGCGAUCCAGAGCUUUGCGCGGGACCUGGUGUCGAACAUCGAUGUCCUGCAGCUGGCGUUGAACUCGGUGCCCGAGGCGCUGCGGACGACCCAGGACGGGGACGGCGAGCCGGCCGAGGGCCGCAAGCAUCUCGCCGACCUGUGGGGCGGGGUGCAGAGCACGAAGAGUCUGCUCGAGAAAACCCUCGCUCGAUACGGCGUUACCCCCUUCGAUCCCACCGGGCAUCUGUUCGACCCUAACAGACAUGAGGCUAUGUACCAGGCCCAGGUGCCUGGUAAGGAACCCAACUCGGUCAUCAACUGCUCCAAGGUCGGGUGGAUGCUCCGUGAUCGAGUGCUACGGCCGGCACAAGUCGGGGUCAACCAAGGCACAGACUCUUCCUGA
This is a messenger RNA of Puccinia triticina, 738 nucleotides long. RefSeq lists its product as uncharacterized. The transcript has 3 exons. Bases 1 to 738 code for a protein of 245 amino acids. The record is from RefSeq and is a predicted model, not a curated record. Gene Ontology annotation, molecular function: protein homodimerization activity; protein-folding chaperone binding; adenyl-nucleotide exchange factor activity. Gene Ontology annotation, biological process: protein folding; protein import into mitochondrial matrix. Lineage: Eukaryota; Fungi; Basidiomycota; Pucciniomycetes; Pucciniales; Pucciniaceae. Gene Ontology annotation, cellular component: PAM complex, Tim23 associated import motor.